AUGUCUGCCAUACCACCUCCCUACGCACUCUUCAUUCUCUCCGACACAGCCGAUGUCGACUACCUCAAUGAUGUUCUUCGUCGCACUUCAGAGAGCAAUUUUGGAGAUUUAUUCUUAAGCUUGGUUGACAUCCCCAACCAAGAAUCGCCAUAUGACUGUGCACCAGACCGCGAAACUACCAGGGAACAUGGUGAGGAGCGUGAGUUGCCAGCAGAAGGCACAAGGCCGCCUGUAUCCAACACCUUUACCUCUCCCUUUUUGAACCAGUCUUUGGAUGAUUGUGUCAAAUACUUGCGUGCUACUCCAGAAAAGAAAGCCUGGAACACGGAAUAUUUCUGUGUCGUUGGAAAAGACGACAAGGCAGAGGAUACGGUGACGGUGGUUCGUAGCUUUAAUCAUGGAGCUGUCCAUGCAUUCCCCUGCAAGACGGAGGAGACUGGAAGUUUCAUGUUCACAGGGUAUUCGGAAAAUUUUGAAGAGAAGAUGCAGACAUAUCAAAAAUUGGCGAAAGCGAAUGGCGACAAGGAUCGCAGUGUUGGAGUACCAUAUGAGUUCAUGGACAGGGAAUGA
Pochonia chlamydosporia 170 is the source of this 570-nucleotide messenger RNA. RefSeq lists its product as hypothetical. The coding region runs from base 1 to 570 and encodes 189 amino acids. Lineage: Eukaryota; Fungi; Ascomycota; Sordariomycetes; Hypocreales; Clavicipitaceae. The transcript is spliced from 2 exons. The record is from RefSeq and is a predicted model, not a curated record.